Molecule: messenger RNA, 1973 nt
Organism: Echinops telfairi (small Madagascar hedgehog)
Lineage: Eukaryota; Metazoa; Chordata; Mammalia; Afrosoricida; Tenrecidae
Gene: SRPK3
Product: SRSF protein kinase 3
Exons: 15
Coding region: 126-1820 (564 amino acids)
Biological process (GO): regulation of mRNA processing; protein phosphorylation; spliceosomal complex assembly
Molecular function (GO): protein kinase activity; ATP binding
Source: RefSeq, a predicted model, not a curated record
GAGCAGCUGGGUGGCUAUUUAUAAAGGCGGGUGAGAUCAGUGGCCGCGACUAUAAAUGCUUGGGCCGCAGCCGGGUCCCACAGGAACAACCGCCCCAGGGCUCCAGAGCUGCAGGUCUGGCCGGGAUGAGCGCCAGCACCGGUGCUGGUGGUGGGGACAGCGGCGGCAGCAGCAGCAGCUCCCAGACCUCCUGUGGGCCCGAGUCAUCAGGCUCUGAGCUGGCACUGGCAGCACCGGUGCCGCGGCUGCUGCAGGGGCUUCUGGGCUCCGACGAUGAAGAGCAGGAGGACCCCAAGGACUACUGCAAGGGUGGCUACUACCCGGUGAAGAUUGGCGAUUUGUUCAAUGGGCGGUACCACGUGGUCCGCAAGCUGGGCUGGGGCCAUUUCUCAACCGUCUGGCUUUGCUGGGACAUCCAGCGCAAACGUUUUGUGGCCCUGAAAGUGGUGAAGAGCGCGGGCCAUUACACGGAGACAGCUGUGGAUGAGAUCAAGCUCCUGAAAUGUGUGCGGGACAGUGACCCCAGUGACCCCAAGAGAGAGACCAUCGUCCAGCUUAUUGAUGACUUCAGGAUCUCUGGGGUUAACGGCGUGCAUGUGUGCAUGGUGCUGGAGGUCCUGGGCCACCAGCUCCUCAAGUGGAUCAUCAAAUCCAACUACCAAGGCCUGCCAGUGGCCUGCGUGAAGAGCAUCGUGAGGCAGGUGCUGCACGGCCUGGAUUACCUGCACACCAAGUGCAAAGUCAUCCACACGGACAUCAAGCCCGAGAACAUCCUACUGUGUGUGGGGGAUGCCUACAUCCGGCGACUGGCCGCAGAGGCCACUGAGUGGCAGCACUCUGGAGGCCCGCCCCCCUCCCGCUCCACAGUCAGCACUGCCCCCCAGGAGGCCUUGAUUGGGAAGCUGUCUAAGAACAAGAGAAAGAAGUUGCGACGCAAGCGGCAGCAGCAGAGAAGGCUGCUGGAGGAGCGGCUGCGGGACCUACAGAGGCUGGAGGCCAUGGAGGCUGCAGCCCAGGCAGAGGAUGCCAACUUGAGCUUAGAAGGGGGCAGUGGCUCCACCUCAUCUUCCGGCUGCCACCCUGGGGGCCCCGGUACAGGCCCCUCCCCUGCGUCAUCUUCACCAGGCCCAGGUGGGGGCCGCAGUCUCAGCCCCAGUUCACAGACAUCGGGCUUCUCAGGCUCACUCUUCUCCGCUACCUCCUGUUCCAUCCUCUCGGGCUCAUCCAACCAGCGAGAGACAGGUGGCCUCCUGUCACCCAGCAUGCCAUUCGGUGCCUCAAGCCUCCUGGUGAAUCCCCUGGAGCCCCAGAAUGCAGACAAGAUCAAGAUCAAGAUCGCCGAUCUGGGCAACGCCUGCUGGGUGCACAAGCACUUCACGGAUGACAUCCAGACACGCCAAUACCGGGCUGUGGAAGUCUUGAUCGGCGCUGAGUACGGCCCCCCAGCCGACAUCUGGAGCACGGCAUGCAUGGCCUUUGAGCUGGCCACUGGCGACUACUUGUUCGAGCCCCACUCUGGGGAAGACUACAGCAGGGAUGAGGACCACAUUGCCCACAUCGUGGAGCUCCUGGGGGACAUCCCCCCCGUGUUUGCCCUCUCUGGCCGCUAUUCCCGGGAGUUCUUCAAUCGCAGAGGUGAGCUCCGGCACAUCCACAACCUCAAACACUGGGGGCUGUAUGAGGUGCUCAUGGAGAAAUACGAGUGGCCCCUGGAGCAGGCCACACAGUUCAGCGCCUUCCUGUUGCCCAUGAUGGAGUACAUCCCAGAGAAGCGGGCCAGCGCCGCCGACUGCUUGCAGCACCCCUGGCUCAACCCCUAGCUGCCCCCCUCGACUCUGACUCCAGUGCCUUUAGGGAAGCAGGGCAUCUCCCACGCCCCCACGACAGCAUCCUUUUCCCACCCCUGCUAGGCGCCACCCCCACCCCCACCCCCAGGCCAACAGCAUGGUUCUUUUAAUAAAGUGAGGCCGGCA